UUAAAUAAGGCCUGCCGACCCGCUCUCUUUGUCUUGCUUCUUCAAAACAACAAUUUCCAUUAUUUUCCACCAAAUUAUUCAUUUCAUUCAACGAUGGCGAUUUCUACCAAUUUUCUUCUUCUCCUGGUGGCAAUAUCCGCCAUGAUGCUAUCUGCUUUCAUCAUAUCGCCGGCUGCUGCCUCUAGCGGUGGAGAUGAAUUUAUCUGGAUGUCCAAGCAGGGAGGAGGAGGAUGCAAGGGGUCCAUAGCCGAGUGUCUGGGAUCUGGAGAAAUGGAGAUGGAAUCGGAAAGCACUAGGCGUAUAUUAGCGACGACUAAUUACAUAAGCUACGGAGCGCUGCAAGGGAACAAUGUCCCGUGCUCGCAGAGAGAUUCAAUGAUGAAUCAGGUACAUAGGGUCUGCUAUCCAUUCCUUUUUGAGAUCAGCGUACACAUUUAUAUAUAUUUUUUCGAAAUUUGAAUGAGUAAUUAAAUCAAAUUCUGAAAACCAAGAACAGGUACCGAGAUUCGAGGCCCUUUAAGGUCCUUUUUUUAUUUAAUUCUUUGCCUUUAUCAUAUUCAUACGUACGUUGCUGUUUCUCCCUCCUAAAUCCUAACACUCUGUUUUGAAUUGGAUGAAUUAUUGUAUCUGAUCCACGACAGAUUUUAGAAAACAUGAAAUCAUCCACAGCAAAAGUUUAUCAGAUUUACCAUUAUAAACUACAUUUGCCUG
Molecule: messenger RNA, 711 nt
Organism: Lactuca sativa (garden lettuce)
Lineage: Eukaryota; Viridiplantae; Streptophyta; Magnoliopsida; Asterales; Asteraceae
Source: RefSeq, a predicted model, not a curated record